AGUGGCAGUGUAGUAAAAACAAUUAGUUUGUCUACCGAACCGUCAUUCUAUUGAAUCUUCCUUUCAGUUCUCAUGGCUGUCUCCGUUCCUCAUCACUCGCUCCCUUCCUUCACUUCAUUCCAUAGAAAUCGAACCUCACCAACGAUUUUCCAACGUCAUUUGCGACCAAUAACAACACUCACGUAUUCACCAAAACUCAAUACAAUUCAAUGCUCAGCCAACCCCAAUACCGAAACUCUCAGAACUUGCAAGAACUGCAAAACCCAGUUCGACCCUUUGCUUAAUCACCCUCGAGCUUGUAGAUUCCACACCGCCCAUUUUGGAGGGGAAACGAAGAGAAAGUUCGAAAGUGUCUACUCAGGAGGCACCAUGGAUACUCCUGAGUCUGGCAAAGUUUUCCAAUACUGGCAUUGCUGUGGAUCUGAGGACCCCUUUGACCAUGGAUGUACUGCUGCUCCUCAUUCCUCCUAUGAUGACUGAUGCAGUUGAAGAUAUUCCACUUUUGAUGUGUAAUUCACUUCUUUCACCUAGGAUUCUUGAUUGUUUACUUAUUAUAGUUGUGGUUCUCAAAUGUGCAUUUGCACCCAAAAAA
Molecule: messenger RNA, 592 nt
Organism: Pistacia vera
Lineage: Eukaryota; Viridiplantae; Streptophyta; Magnoliopsida; Sapindales; Anacardiaceae
Exons: 2
Coding region: 73-480 (135 amino acids)
Source: RefSeq, a predicted model, not a curated record